GUUAUGUUAAACUGUAUUUUGUUCGUUUCACGUGUAAAUAUCAACAAAGGCAUGGAAAAUAUUCCUCAAAUACCAAAAGAAGCUCCAAAUAUAUUGGUAACAGGUACCCCGGGGGUGGGAAAAUCGACGUUAUGCCAGCACCUUUCGGAACUAACUGGUCUGCAAUGGUUAGAGAUAUCCAAGUUAGCAAAAGACCACAACUGCUUAGAAGAAUACGACGAAGUGUAUCAGUGUCCGGUCCUAGACGAAGACAAGCUUUUGGAUGGGUUGGAAGAAGUAAUGUGCAGAGGAGGAAAUAUCGUUGAUUACCACAGUUGCGAAUUCUUCCCCGAACGGUGGUUUGAUGUAGUUUUCGUGUUACGUGCCGAUAACACUACUCUUUAUGAUAGGUUGGUUGGUAGGGGAUACUCGGGAAAGAAAUUAGAAGAUAAUAUCGACUGCGAGAUAUUUCAAACGAUUUUGGAAGAAGCCAAAGCUUCUUACAAGGAAAAUAUCGUUCACGAACUUUACAGUCGGACUCCGGAUGAAAUGCAAGAUAACGUAAAUAAAAUAUGUUUAUGGUUGCAGCAGUGGUUUGAAGACAAACAGAAGACAUAAAAUAUAUAUUCAGUAAAUAACGUUUUGUAAAUAUUUAAAGUAAGGCAAUUAUAAUUAUAAAUAAUUA
Messenger RNA from Anoplophora glabripennis (Asian longhorned beetle), 664 nucleotides. RefSeq names its product adenylate kinase isoenzyme 6 (gene Ak6). The record is from RefSeq and is a predicted model, not a curated record. Gene Ontology annotation, molecular function: AMP kinase activity; ATP hydrolysis activity; ATP binding. The transcript has a single exon. The coding region runs from base 4 to 597 and encodes 197 amino acids. Gene Ontology annotation, cellular component: nucleus; cytoplasm. NCBI's taxonomy places the organism in Eukaryota, Metazoa, Arthropoda, Insecta, Coleoptera, Cerambycidae.